AUGAAUGGGGUGUUUCAUUCACAAUUGCGGAAAUUUCUGCUAGUCUUCUUUGAUGACAUUUUGGUGUACAACAGAACAUGGGAGGAACAUAUUACACGUCUUGAUACAAAUUUGGGUAUACUUAGCAAGGAGUCUCUAUACGCCAAGGAAUCCAAAUGUGACUUGGGUAUGACAGAGUUACUUUAUUUGGGUCACAUCAUCGGUCUUGAAGGAGUGCGUAUGGAACCCGAUAAGGUCAAGGCAAUUGUAGAAUGGCCUACACCUGUGAAUCUUACACAGCUUAGAGAGUUUUGGGGCUUAUGUGAUUUCUAUCGCAGUUUUGUUAAUGGAUAUUCACGACAUGCGGCUCCACUCACCGAUUUGACUAAGAAGGGAGCUUUUGUUUGGACUCCCGAAGCGCAUGAAUGCUUCGAGAUGUUCAAAUGA
This is a messenger RNA of Cryptomeria japonica (Japanese cedar), 426 nucleotides long. RefSeq lists its product as uncharacterized. NCBI's taxonomy places the organism in Eukaryota, Viridiplantae, Streptophyta, Pinopsida, Cupressales, Cupressaceae. The transcript has a single exon. Bases 1 to 426 code for a protein of 141 amino acids. The record is from RefSeq and is a predicted model, not a curated record.